AUGGCAGAGAGCGUGAGCAGCUCCGCCUACCCACCCAAUGAGACGCUCUAUAUUCAAAACUUGAAUGAGAAUGUGCGGUUACCAGUGAUGAAACAAUCGCUCGAGGCGCUGUUCUCGACCUACGGCCCAGUGCUCUCGGUGGUGGCUCAUAAAAAUCUGCGUAUGCGUGGUCAAGCGUUUGUGAGUUUCCAGGACAAGAGCACGGCAGAAAAGGCGAUGAAGGAAGUGAGUGGGUUCCCUUUGUAUGGCAAGAGCAUGCGCGUGUCGUUUGCGAAGACGCCGUCGGACAGUGUCGUGGCGUACGGCGGUGGGGCGAAAGAUUCGCCCGCUACGACAGAGGCGCUGGCCGCGCACAAAGCUGCACGCCUUGCGCAAAAGCCCAUCACACGACGGCGGAAUGUGCAUCGUCAGCGCGAGAUGGAGCGGAAACGGGCAGCGCAGGCCGCCGCGGCGCGAGGCGAGAUCCCUGCGGCCCCGGUACCGAAGCGGACUGUAUCAUCGCGUGCGCAAGCGAACCAGCUACCGGACGAGUACGUCCCGCCGAACAAGAUUCUCUUUUUGCAGCAGAUGCCGUCGAGUGUGACGCGAACGCAGCUGAUGGACAUUUUUGGUGCGCUACCGAAUCUCUACCAAGUGCGUACGAUCCCAGGCCGUACCGACAUUGCGUUUGUGGAGUUCAACGAUAUCCCCUCGAGCGUGGCUGCGCGUGAUGCGACGAACGGCUAUACCUUUCCCACAGGGGAGCGCUUAAAAGUAUCAUUUGCGCGCGCGUAG
Molecule: messenger RNA, 774 nt
Organism: Malassezia pachydermatis
Lineage: Eukaryota; Fungi; Basidiomycota; Malasseziomycetes; Malasseziales; Malasseziaceae
Product: rna-binding domain-containing protein
Exons: 3
Coding region: 1-774 (257 amino acids)
Molecular function (GO): RNA binding
Source: RefSeq, a predicted model, not a curated record